AUAUUGUGGACACAAUAUGCCACCGAAGAAGUUAACCACAAAGAGGUCGAAGGAUUCCAAACCAAAGCCAUGGGAAGUGACAGAGAAGUGGAUGUCUGAAAUGGCGGAUAAUGAAUGGCUGGUAGACAACACUGCUGAUGCACAGGAUGCUGAGGAGUGGCUACCGUAUUGUGAUAUGAAUGAUCACGAGGCCGACGUAGACCCUGGACCUCAAUCGGGAACCAAAGAUGUGUUUUACGUGGACGCCGUCUAUGGCUGCGAAGUGAUUGGUCGGGCUAUCCGGCGGAUGAGAGCACUAUUGAGCCGAUACAACACUUGA
Messenger RNA from Oppiella nova, 319 nucleotides. The record is from the annotation of a GenBank genome assembly. NCBI's taxonomy places the organism in Eukaryota, Metazoa, Arthropoda, Arachnida, Sarcoptiformes, Oppiidae.